AUGGGCGGCGAGAACGGUCCAGGCUCGUCUCCGCGUCCGCUCACUGCGUAUGAUCCCGAGCCCUUCGAACCCGGUACGGCAGAGUUCGUCAAGCUGAAGGAUGAUGAGUACGAUGCUUACCUCAAAGCACGCCAUCAACUCGAUGAGGUGCAAAGGCAAGCCCAAAGAAUAUUUCAAGGCUUUUCGUUCCGUUUCUCUGACUCCAACGCCCCCUUCGGAGUAAGAUGGGAGGAAACGGUUGAGCAACUUCGAGUGUACAAGAAACGACAUGAAGACAUCUUCGACGAACUUGCAACCCUUCUAGGUUCACCAUUGAGAGCACAAGUCCUUGUUGCCCCCAGGCAUGUGUUCAUGCCUCCGCUCUAUCCAUACUAUGAGCUCGUCGAUUGGCAGAACAACUGGAAGAUCCAGAUAACGCCUGUUUGCGACCAUCCGUGGUAUGACGCGUGGAAGGCGAACCCCGACAUGGUACUAGACAGCGCAGAGAGUGCUGAUUCCCUGCCACCAAACUCACUCCCAGAGCGGGACCCGUAUCGUGUUCCUCGAACGAGGGAGAAUCCUUGGGGGGAUCCGAUGUUUGAGGUGGACGUACCAACCAGACACCAGCCUAACAUUGGCAGGGGCAACCGCCAUGUAGAACCCGCUGCUAGCACCGCUACCGAAGCGACCACCAACGCCCCAGGUCCUUCCGCUCCCGACCCCACCGUUAAAACCACUGCCUCUUCCAGCACAACAGGUCCGACCGUGCCACCAGUGGCAGCCGGCUCAUCUGCCUCCAAAACUCGACAGACCACCAAAGUCACGGCCCCUGCCCAGACUGCGCGCUCCCUUCGCGCCCAAACCAGAGUUGGUCAGCGCGCCGUCACGCCCGCUGUCGACGGCGCAGGCCCUUCGACCCGCUCCCGCUCCCGAUCCUCCUCCCCCGAUCCAUUCAUUCGCCGCCCCAAGAGAUACACAGCGAAAGAAAAGGGCAAAGGAAAGGCCACGGACGCCGUUGAGGACAACACCGCUGCCGCCGCCGCCGCCGCCUCCUCAACGAAAGCCAGCGGAUUCGGAUCCGGCUCUGGAGCCGUGUCGCCCAAGAAAGACAAAGGAAAAGGCAAAGCCAGAGUGACCUCCCCCGGUCCUCCCUCCUCCUCCUGCGCGACCGCCAACAAAGUCAUCAAGUCGUCAAGCUUCAAGCCCGCCGCCGCUGCCCAACGCGCAACCAUCAAGCGCUCGCAAGUGAAGAAGGGCAAGUACUGGGCUUUCAAAGCGGAACAACACCUUCUUGCUGCUGCUGGUCUUGAUGACUCCGACAGCGACGACAGCGACGACAGCGACGAUAGUGAUAGUGGCGAAGCCAAGAACAAAAACGACAAGUUCUUCGUGCUCGCUUGCCCCGCUCCCGAGCUGCUUGGAGUGUGUCAGGCCGAUACCCCGAACUUUAAUCGGCAUCCCUUCAAGAGGAACAGAGCGGUGGAACACUUCAGGAAGUGUGGUGUUGAGGCGGAGGGUGAAGAGGAUAUCUUUGCGCGGUUUGCUAGGGAAGUUGUCCAAGAUACGGCAAGAUGGCCGGUUAAUGAGGAGUGGGCGAGGAAACAUAACCAGGGCUUGAUUGGAAAGAGAUAGAGAUGGGGAUGAGGCGAUGGAGGAUUUGGAGUGAUUGCACUUGUGUCAUGGAUGGUAUAGGGAGAGAAGGGUUAUGUUAUUGUCAAGUGACUGUUGGAGGAUGUUCGAAUGAACAUCAAAGCAGGAGUGACAAUGCUUGUCCAAACUUCUAUGAUGACAAGAAAGAAGGUACAAGGGAGCAAGUUCUCUGGGAAGGAAGCGUCAUGCGGCAUGGAAGGAGUUGUGGUCAGCGUCAGGUAUAUAAGGUAGGGGAAGACUACUUCCACAGAAAAUAGACAUUUGGGAACCUCAUCUAUUUGCACAGUCUAUCGGACACGUCUCUGUUAUAUAGAAAUAGACUCCCUCAUAUGCAA
This is a messenger RNA of Neurospora tetraspora, 1964 nucleotides long. RefSeq lists its product as uncharacterized. Lineage: Eukaryota; Fungi; Ascomycota; Sordariomycetes; Sordariales; Sordariaceae. The record is from RefSeq and is a predicted model, not a curated record. The transcript is spliced from 3 exons. The coding region runs from base 1 to 1611 and encodes 536 amino acids.